AUCAUAGUUGAUUAUGCAUGAGAGGAUCCAGACUGGAGAAAAGCCAUACAAAUACUCUGAAUGUAGCAAAACCUUUAGUCACAACAACUCCGUUUUGUUUCAUGGAAGACCCACACAGGACAGAAGCCCUAAAAGUGCUCCCAAUGCGAUAAAUGCUUUAGCAAGUAUGGCAACGUGGACUCACACCAAGGAGAAAUUGUUUGAAUGUCCUGAAUGUGGGAAAUGUUUCUGUGAUAAAUCCAGCCUGGUUACACACCAGAGAACUCACGCAGGAGAGAAACACUUUGAGUGUCCUGAUUGUGGGAAAAGUUUCAGUCAAAAUUCUCAUCUCGUUUUACACCAGAGCACUCACACAGGAGAGAAACCCUUUCAAUGUCCUGAUUGUGGUAAAAGUUUUAGUCAGACUUCCAACCUGUUGGGACACCAAAGGACUCACACAGGAGAGAAACCCUUUGAGUGUCCUAAUUGUGGAAAAAGUUUUAGUCGUCAUUCCAGCCUGGUUACACACCAAAGGACUCACACAGGAGAGAAACCCUUUGAGUGUCCUGAUUGUGGGAAAGGUUUCAAUACCAAUUCCAAGCUGGUGACACACCAGAGGGUUCAUACAGGAGAGAAACCCUUUGAGUGUCCUGAUUGUGGGAAAAGUUUCAAUACCAAUUCCAGUCUGGUGACACACCAGAGGGUUCACACAGGAGAGAAACCCUUUGAGUGCCCUGAUUGUGGGAAAAGCUUCAGUAACAAUUGUAACCUGGUGAUACAGAGGAGUCACACAGGCGAGAAACCCUUUGAGUGUCCUGAUUGUGGGAAAAGUUUCAGUCGAAAUUCUCAUCUCGUUUUACACCAGAGCACUCAUACAGGAGAGAAACCCUUUCAAUGUCCUGAUUGUGGGGAAAGUUUUAGUCAAAAUUUCAGCCUGGUGACACACCAGAGGACUCACACAGGAGAGAAACCCUUUGAAUGUUCUGAUUGUGGUAAAGGUUUUAGUCACAAUUCCAGCCUGGUGAAACACCAGAGGACUCACAAAGGAGAGAAACCCUUUCAAUGUCCUUAUUGUGGUAAAAGAUUUAGUCAGAAUUCCAACCUGUUGGCACACCAAAGGACUCACACAGGAGAGAAACCCUUUCAAUGUCCUGAUUGUGGUAAAAGAUUUAGUCAAAAUUUCAGCCUGGUGACACACCAGAGGACUCACACAGGAGAGAAACCCUUUGAAUGUUCUGAUUGUGGUAAAGGUUUUAGUCACAAUUCCAGCCUGGUGAAACACCAGAGGACUCACAAAGGAGAGAAACCCUUUCAAUGUCCUUAUUGUGGUAAAAGAUUUAGUCAGAAUUCCCACCUGUUGGCACACCAAAGGACUCACACAGGAGAGAAACCCUUUCAAUGUCCUGAUUGUGGUAAAAGAUUUAGUCAGAAUUCCAACCUGUUGGCACACCAAAGGACUCACACAGGAGAGAAACCCUUUCAAUGUCCUGAUUGUGGUAAAAGAUUUAGUCAGAAUUCCAACCUGUUGGCACACCAAAGGACUCACACAGGAGAGAAACCCUUUGAAUGUCCUGAUUGUGGUAAAAGUUUUAGUCACAAUUCCAACCUGGUGAAACACCAGAGAACUCACACAGGAGAAAAACCCUUUGAAUGUUCUGAUUGCGGAAAAAGUUUCAGUACCAAUUCCAGCCUGGUGACACACCAGAGAACUCACACAGGAGAGAAACCAUUUGAGUGUCCAGACUGUGGGAAAGAUUUCAGUAUUAGGACUACCCUUCUAAAUCAUCAGAGAACUCACACAGGAGAGAAACCGUUUGAAUGUCCUGAUUGUGGGAACUGUUUUAGUCAGAGAGGCAUCCUGGUGAGACACCAGAGGACUCACACAGGAGAGAAACCCUUUCAAUGUCCUGAUUGUGGAAAACGUUUUAGUCAUCAUUCCAGCCUGGUGACACACCAAAGGACUCACACAGGAGAGAAACCCUUUGAGUGUCCAGAUUGUGGGAAAAGUUUUAGUCACAAUGCCACCCUGGUGAAACACCAGAGGACUCACACAGGAGAGAAACCGUUUGAAUGUCCUGAUUGUGGGAAAAGUUUUAGUCGGAUUUCCAGCCUGGUGACACACCAAAGAACUCACACAGGAGAGAAACCCUUUGAGUGUCCUGAUUGUUGUAAAAGUUUUAGUCACUAUUCCAGCCUGGUGACACACCAAAGGACUCACACAGGAGAGAAACCCUUUGAGUGUCCUGAUUGUGGGAAAAGUUUUAGUCAUCAUUCCAGCCUGGUGACACACCAAAGGACUCACACAGGAGAAAAACCCUUUGAGUGUCCUGAUUGUGGGAAAAGCUUCAGUAACAAUUCUAACCUGGUGAUACACAGGAGGACUCACACAGGAGAGAAACCCUUUAAAUGUCCUGAUUGUGGAAAAAGUUUCAGUUCCAAUUCCAGCCUGGUGACACAUCAAAGGACUCACACAGGAGAUAAACCCUUUGAGUGUCGUGAUUGUGGUAAAAGUUUUAGUCUGAAUUCCAACCUGUUGGCACACCAAAGAACUCACACAGGAGAGAAACCCUUUGAGUGUCCUGAUUGUGGGAAAAGUUUUAGUCAUCAUUCCAGGCUGGUGACACACCAAGGAACUCACACAGGAGAGAAACCCUUUGAGUGUCCUGAUUGUGGUAAAAGUUUUAGUCACAAUUCCAGUCUGGUGACACACCAGAGGACUCACACCGGAGAGAAACCCUUUAAAUGUCCUGAUUGUGGGAAAAGUUUCAGUACCAAUUCCAGCCUGGUAAGACACCAGAGGACUCACACAGGAGAGAAACCCUUUCAAUGUCCUGAUUGUGGGAAAAGUUUCAGUACCAAUUCCAGCCUGGUGACACACCAAAGGACUCACACGGGGGAGAAACCCUUUCAAUGUCCUGAUUGUGGUAAACGUUUUAGUCUGAAUUCCAACCUGUUGGCACACCAGAGAACUCACACAGGAGAAAAACCCUUUGAAUGUUCUGAUUGCGGAAAAAGUUUCAGUGAGAAUUCCAGGCUGGUGACACACCAGAGAACUCACACAGGAGAGAAACCAUAUGAGUGUCCAGACUGUGGGAAAGAUUUCAGUAUUAAAUCCAGCCUGGUUACACACCAGAGAACUCACACAGUAGAGAAACCGCUUGAAUGUCCUGAUUGUGGGAAAUGUUUUAGUCAGAGAGGCAUCCUGUUGAGACACCAGAGAACUCACACAGGAGAGAAAACCUUUCAAUGUCCUGAUUGUGGAAAAAGUUUUAGUCAUCAUUCCAGCCUGGUGUCACACCAAAGGACUCACACAGGAGAGAAACCCUUUGAGUGUCCUGAUUGUAGUAAAAGUUUUAGCCACAAUUCCACCCUCGUGAAACACCAGAGGACUCACACAGGAGAGAAACCGUUUGAAUGUCCUGAUUGUGGGAAAAGUUUUAGUCGGAUUUCCAGCCUGGUGACACACCAAAGGACUCACACAGGAGAGAAACCCUUUGAGUGUCCUGAUUGUGGAAAAAGUUUUAGUCAUCAUUCCAGCCUGGUGACACACCAAAGUACUCACACAGGAGAGAAACACUUUGAGUGUCCUGAUUGUGGUAAAGGUUUUAGUCACAAUUCCAGCCUGGUGAAACACCAGAGGACUCACACAGGAGAGAAACCCUUUAAAUGUCCUGAUUGUGGGAAAAGUUUUAGUCAGCAUUCCAGCCUGGUGACACACCAAGGGACUCACAGAGGAGAGAAACCCUUUGAGUGUCCUGAUUGUGGUAAAAGUUUUAGUCAGAAUUCCAGCCUGGUGAAACACCAGAGAACUCACACAGGAGAGAAACCCUUUAAAUGUCCUGAUUGUAGGAAAAGUUUCAGUACCAAUUCUAGCCUGGUGACACACCAAAGGACUCACACAGGAGAGAAGCCCUUUGAGUGUCCUGAUUGUGGGAAAAGUUUCAGUACCAAUUCCAGCCUGGUGAUACACAGGAGGACUCACACAGGAGAGAAACCCUUUAAAUGUCCUGAUUGUGGAAAAAGCUUCAGUAACAAUUCUAACCUGGUGAUACACAGGAGGACUCAUACAGGAGAGAAACCCUUUAAAUGUCCUGAUUGUGGAAAAAGCUUCAGUAACAAUUCUAACCUGGUGAUACACAGGAGGACUCACACAGGAGAGAAACCCUUUAAAUGUCCUGAUUGUGGAAAAAGUUUCAGUACCAAUUCCAUCCUGGUGAUACACCAAAGGACUCACACAGGAGAGAAACCAUAUGAGUGUCCAGACUGUGGGAAAGAUUUCAGUAUUUGGACUAGCCUUCUAAAUCAUAUGCUUAUACACACAGGGGAGAAACCAUUUGAGUGUCCCGAAUGUGGAUGGUGCUUCAGGAAAAAUUCCACCCUUAUUGCACACAAGAAAAUCCACAUGAGGCCCCAAACUGGAGAAAAGCCAUAUGAAUACUCUGAAUGUAGCAAAACCUUUGGUCACAACAACUCCAUUUUGUUUCAUGGAAGGACCCACACAGGACAGAAGCCCUAUGAAUGUCCUGAAUGUGGGAAAUGUUUCUGUGAUAAAUCCAGCCUGGUUACACACCAGAGAACUCACGCAGGAGAGAAACCAUUUGAGUGUCCUGAUUGUGGGAAAUGUUUCUGUGAUAAAUCACACCUUGUUGCACACCAGAGAACUCACACAGGAGAGAAACCGUUUGAAUGUCCCGAUUGCGGGAAUAGUUUCAGUAAGCAUUCCAACCUGGUGAGACACCAAAGGACUCACACAGGAGAGAAACCCUUUCAAUGUUCUGAUUGUGGGAAAAGUUUUAGACAGAAUUCCAUCCUGGUGACACACCAAAGGACUCACACAGGAGAGAAACCCUUUAAAUGUCCUGAUUGUGGUAAACGUUUUAGUCAGCUUUCCAGCCUGGUGAAACACCAGAGGACUCACACAGGAGAGAAACCCUUUGAGUGUCCUGAUUGUGGUAAAAGUUUUAGUCACUAUUCCAACCUGGUGACACACCAGAGGACUCACACAGGAGAGAAACCCUUUGAGUGUCCUGAUUGUGGGAAAAGUUUCAGUACCAAUUCCAGCCUAGUGACACACCAAAGGACUCACACAGGAGAGAAACCCUUUGAGUGUCCUGAUUGUGGUAAAAGUUUCAGUACCAAUUCCAGCCUAGUGACACACCAGAGAACUCACACAGGAGAGAAACCAUUUGAAUGUCCUGCUUGUGGGAAAAGAUUUAGUCGGAAUUCCAGCCUGGUGACACACCAAAGGACUCACACAGGAGAGAAACCCUUUGAGUGUCCUGAUUGUGGGAAAAGUUUCAGUACCAAUUCCAUACUGGUGACACACCAAAGGACUCACACAGGAGAGAAACCCUUUGAGUGUCCUGAUUGUGGUAAAAGUUUCAGUACCAAUUCCAGCCUAGUGACACACCAAAGGACUCACACAGGAGAGAAACCCUUUGAGUGUCCUGAUUGUGGUAAAAGUUUUAGUCACUAUUCCAACCUGGUGAAACACCAGAGGACUCACACAUGAGAGAAAUCCUUUGAGUGUCCUGAUUGUGGUAAAAGUUUUAGUAAGAAUUCCAACCUGUUGGCACAGCAGAGAACUCACACAGGAGAGAAACCAUAUGAGUAGAAACCUUUUGAAUGUCCUGAUUGUGGGAAAAGCUUCAGCAAGAAUUCCAACCUGGUGACACACCAGAGGACUCACACAGGAGAGAAACCAUUUGAAUGUCCUGAUUGUGGGAAACAUUUCAGUAUCAAAUCCAGUCUGGUGACACACCAGAGGACUCACACAGGAGAGAAACCCUUUGAGUGUCCUGAUUGUGGGAAAAGUUUCAGUAUGAAAUCCAGUCUGGUGACACACCAGAGCAUUCACACAGGAGAGAAACACUUUGAGUGUCCUGAUUGUGGGAAACGUUUCAGUACCAAACCCAGUCUGGUGACACACCAGAGGACUCACACAGGAGAGAAACCCUUUGAGUGUCCUGAUUGUGGGAAAAGUUUCAGUACCAAUUCCAGUCUGGUGACACACCAGAGGACUCACACAGGAGAGAAACCCUUUGAAUGUCAUGAUUGUGGGAAACGUUUCAGUACCAAAUUCAGGCUGGUGACACACCAGAGAUUUCACACAGGAGACAAACUCUUUGAAUGUCAGGAUUGUGGGAAACGUUUCAGUACCAAAUUCAGUCUGGUGACACACCAGAGGACUCACACAGGAGAGAAACCCUUUGAGUGUCCUGAUUGUGGUAAAAGUUUUACUCACAAUUUCACCCUGGAGAAACACCAGAGGACUCACACAGGAGAGAAACCCUUUAAAUGUUCUGAUUGUGGGAAAGGUUUCAGUACCAAUUUCAGCCUGGUGAUACACAGGAGGACUCACACAGGAGAGAAACCGUUUAAAUGUCCUGAUUGUGGGAAAAGCUUCACUAACAAUUCUAACCUGGUGGUACACAGGAGGAGUCACACAGGAGAGAAGCCCUUUGAGUGUCCUGAUUGUGGGAAAAGUUUUAGUCGGAUUUCCAGCCUCGUGACACACCAAAGGACUCACACAGGAGAGAAACCCUUUGAGUGUCCUGAUUGUGGGAAAAGUUUCAAUACCAAUUCCAGUCUGGUUGGACACCAGAAGGUUCACACAGGAGAGAAACCCUUUGAAUAUCCUGAUUGUGGUAAAAGUUUUAGUCACUAUUCCAGUCUGGUGACACACCAGAGGACUCACACAGGAGAGAAACUCUUUGAGUGUCCUGAUUGUGGGAAACGUUUCAGUACCAAACCCAGUCUGGUGACACACCAGAGGACUCACACAGGAGAGAAACCCUUUGAGUGUCCUGAUUGUGGGAAAAGUUUCAGUAUGAAAUCCAAUCUGGUGACACACCAGAGCAUUCACACAGGAGAGAAACCCUUUGAAUGUCCUGAUUGUGGGAAAUGUUUCAGUACCAAAUCCAGUCUGGUGACACACCAGAGCAUUCACACAGGAGAGAAACCCUUUGAGUGUCCUGAUUGUGGGAAACAUUUCAGUACCAAACCCAGUCUGGUGACACACCAGAGGACUCACACAGGAGAGAAACCCUUUGAGUGUCCUGAUUGUGGGAAAAGUUUCAGUACCAAUUCAAGUCUGGUGACACACCAGAGGACUCACACAGGAGAGAAACCCUUUGAAUGUCCUGAUUGUGGGAAAAGUUUCAGUAUGAAAUCCAGUCUGGUGACACACCAGAGCAUUCACACAGGAGAGAAACCCUUUGAGUGUUCUGAUUGUGGGAAAUGUUUCAGUACCAAAUUCAGGCUGGUGACACACCAGAGGACUCACACAGGAGAGAAACCCUUUGAAUGUCCUGAUUGUGGGAAAAGUUUCAGUACCAAUUCCAGUCUGGUGACACACCAGAGGACUCACACAGGAGAGAAAUCCUUUGAAUAUCCUGAUUGUGGGAAAAGUUUCAGUACCAAUUCCAGUCUGGUGACACACCAGAGGACUCACACAGGAGAGAAACCCUUUGAAUAUCCUGAUUGUGGUAAAAGUUUUAGUCACUAUUCCAGCAUGGUGACACACCAAAGUACUCACACAGGAGAGAAACCCUUUGAGUGUCCUGAUUGUGGGAAAAGUUUCGAUACCAAUUACAGUCUGGUUAGACACCAGAGGGUUCACACAGGAGAGAAACCCUUUGAGUGUCCUGUUUGUGGGAAAUGUUUCAACACCAAUUCCAUGCUGGUGACACACCAGAGGGUUCACACAGGAGAGAAACCCUUUGAGUGUCCUGAUUGUGGGAAAAGUUUCAAUACCAAUUACAGUUUGGUUAGACACCAGAGGGUUCACACAGGAGAGAAACCCUUUGAGUGUCCUGAUUGUGGUAAAAGUUUUAGUGACAAUUCUGCCCUGUUGAAACACCAAAGGACUCACACAGGAGAGAAACCCUUUGAGUGUCCUGAUUGUGGUAAAAGUUUUAGUGACAAUUCCGCCCUGGUGAAACACCAAAGGACUCACACAGGAGAGAAACCCUUUAAGUGUCCUGAUUGUGGGAAAAGUUUCAAUACCAAUUCCAUGCUGGUGACACACGAGAGGGUUCACACAGGAGAGAAACCCUUUGAGUGUCCUGAUUGUGGGAAAAGUUUCAAUACCAAUUCCAGUCUGGUUAGACACCAGAGGGUUCACACAGGAGAGAAACCCUUUGAGUGUCCUGAUUGUGGUAAAAGUUUUAGUGACAAUUCUAACCUGGUGAUACACCAGAGGACUCACACAGGAGAGAAACCCUUUGAGUGUCCUGAUUGUGGGAAAAGUUUCAGUUGGAAUUCCAUCCUGGUGAGACACCAGAUGACUCACAAAGGAGAGAAACCCUUUGAAUGUCCUGAAUGUGGGAAAUGUUUCUGUGAUAAAUCCAAACUGGUUAGACACCAGAGAACUCACAGUGGAGAGAAACCAUUUGAAUGUCCUGAUUGUGGGAACUGUUUUAGUCAGAGAGGCAUCCUGGUGAGACACCAGAGGACUCACACAGGAGAGAAACCCUUUGAGUGUCCUGAUUGUGGUAAAAGUUUUAGUCAUAAUUUCACCCUGGUGAAACACCAGAGGACUCACACAGGAGAGAAACCUUUUAAAUGUCCUGAUUGUGGGGAAAGUUUUAGUCAGUUUUCUAGCCUGGUGUCACACAAGAGAACUCACACAGGAGAGAAACCCUUUGAGUGUCCUGAUUGUGGGAAAAGCUUCAGUACCAAUUCCAACCUUUUGAUGCACCGGAGUACUCACACAGGGGAGAAACCCUUUAAAUGUCCUGAUUGUGGUAAAAGUUUUAGUCAGAAUUCCAUCCUGAUGACACACCAGAGGACUCACACAGGAGAGAAACCCUUUCAAUGUCCUGAUUGUGGGAAAAGUUUCAGUUGGAAUUCCAGCCUGAUGAGACACCAGAGGACUCACACAGGAGAGAAACCCUUUGAAUGUCCUGAUUGUGGGAAAAGUUUCAGUAACAAUUCCAACCUGGUGACACACCAGAGAACUCACACAGGAGAAAAACCCUUUGAAUGUCCUCAUUGCGGAAAAAGUUUCAGUCAGAAUUCCAGCCUGGUGAAACACCAGAGAACUCACACAGGAGAGAAACCAUAUGAGUGUCCAGAAUGUGGGAAAGAUUUCACUAUUAGGACUGGCCUUCUAAAUCAUAUGCUUAUACACAUAGGGGAGAAACCAUUUGAGUGCCCCGAAUGUGGAUGGUGCUUCAGGAGAAAAUCCACCCUUAUUGCACACAAGAAAAUCCACACGGGAGAGAAACUGUUUCAAUGUCCUGAUUGUGGGAAAUGUUUCAGUCAAAAUUCCAAAUUCGUGAGACACCAGAGAACUCACACAGGAGAAAAACCCUUUGAAUGUCAUCAUUGCGGAAAAAGUUUCAGUCGGAACUCUAGCCUGGUGGCACACCAAAGAACUCACACAGGAGAAAAACCCUUUGAAUGUUCUGAUUGCGGGAAAAGUUUCAGUCAGAAUAUCACCCUGGUGACGCACAGGAGAACUCACACAGGAGAAAAACCCUUUGAAUGUUCUGAUUGCGGAAAAAGUUUCAGUCAGAAUUCCAGCCUGGUGAAACACCAGAGAACUCACACAGGAGAAAAACCCUUUGAAUGUUCUGAUUGCGGGAAAAGUUUCAGUCAGAACUCCACCCUGGUGAAACACCAGAGAACUCACACAGGAGAAAAACCCUUUGAAUGCCCUAAUUGCAGAAAAAGUUUCAGUCAGAACUCCAGCCUGGUGGCACACCAGAGAACUCACACAGGAGAAAAACCCUUUGAAUGUUCUGAUUGCGGAAAAAGUUUCAGUCAGAAUUCCAACCUGGUGACACACCAGAGAACUCAUACAGGAGAGAAACCAUAUGAGUGUCCAGACUGUGGGAAAGAUCUCAGUAGUAUGACUAGCCUUCUAAAUCAUAUGCUUAUACACACAGGGGAGAAACCAUUUGAGUGUCCUGACUGUGGGAAAUGUUUCAGUCAGAAUUCCCAACUGAUUAAACAUCAGAGUGCUCACACAAGAGAGAAACCGUUUGAAUGUCCUAAUUGUGGGAAAAGCUUCACUCAGAAUUCCAGCCUGGUGACACACCAGUGGAUUCACACAGGAGAAAAACCCUUUGAAUGUACUAAUUGCAGAAAAAGUUUCAGUCGGAACUCCAGCCUGGUGGCACACCAGAGAACUCACAUAGGAGAAAAACCCUUUGAAUGUUCUGAUUGCGGGAAAAGUUUCAGUCAGAAUUCCACCCUGGUGAAACACCAGAGAACUCACACAGGAGAAAAACCCUUUGAAUGUCCUGAUUGUGGAAAAAGUUUCAGUCAGAACUCCAGCCUGGUGGCACACCAGAGAACUCACACAGGAGAAAAACCCUUUGAAUGUUCUGAUUGCGGGAAAAGUUUCAGUCAGAAUUCCACCCUGGUGACACACCAGAGAACUCACACAGGAGAGAAACCAUAUGAGUGUCCAGACUGUGGGAAAGAGCUCAGCAGUAUGACUAGCCUUCUAAAUCAUAUGCUUAUACACACUGGAGAGAAACCCUUUGAAUGUCCUGAUUGUGGGAAAGGUUACAGUCAGAAUUCAAACCUGGUGACACACCAGAGAACUCACACAGGAGAAAAACCCUUUGAAUGUUCCGAUUUUCGGAAACGUUUCAGUACCAAUUCCAGCCUGGUGUCACACCUGAUUAUGCCUGAGAGGAUCCAGACUGGAGAAAAGCCAUACAAGUGCUCCCAUUGCGGUAAAUGCUUUAGCAUGGCAACAUGGACUCACACCAAAGAGAAACCCUUUGAAUGUCCUGAUUGUGGGAAAAGCUUCAGUAAUAAUUCCAGCCUGGUGACACGUCAGAGGACUCACACAGGAGAGAAACCCUUUGAGUGUCCUGAUUGUGGGAAAAGCUUCAGUCAAAAUUCUCAUCUCGUUUCACACCAGAGCAUUCACACAGGAGAGAAACCAUUUGGGUGUCCUGAUUGUGAGAAAUGUUUCAGUGAGAAUUCUAGUCUUGUUAAACACCAGAGGACUCACACAGGAGAAAAACCGUUUGAAUGUCCUGAUUGUGGGAAAAGCUUCAGUAACAAUUCCAGCCUGGUGACACAUCAGAGGACUCACACAGGAGAGAAACCCUUUGAAUGUCCUGAUUGUGGGAAAAGUUUCAAUACCAAUUCCUGGCUGGUGAUACACCAGUGGGUUCACACAGGACAGAAACCCUUUGAGUGUCCUGAUUGUGAGAAAUGUUUCAGUGAGAAUUCCAGUCUGGUUAGACACCAGAGGACUCACACAGGAGAGAAACCCUUUGAGUGUCCUGAUUGUGGGAAAAGUUUCAGUCAGAAUUCUAAUCUGGUUAGACACCAGAGCAUUCACACAGGAGAGAAACCCUUUGAGUGUCCUGAUUGUGAGAAAUGUUUCAGUGAGAAUUCCAGUCUGGUUAGACACCAGAGGACUCACACAGGAGAGAAGCCCUUUGAGUGUCCUGAUUGUGGGAAAAGCUUCAGUCAAAAUUCUCAUCUCGUUUCACACCAGAGCAUUCACACAGGAGACAAACCCUUUGGGUGUCCUGAUUGUGAGAAAUGUUUCAGUCAGAAUUCCAAUCUUGUUAAACACCAGAGGACUCACACAAGAGAGAAACCCUUUGAAUGUCUUGAUUGUGGGAAAAGUUUCAAUACCAAUUCCUGGCUGGUGAUACACCAGAGGGUUCACAUAGGACAGAAAUCCUUUGAGUGUCCUGAUUGUGAGAAAUGUUUCAGUGAGAAUUCCAGUCUGGUUAGACACCAGAGGACUCACACAGGAGAGAAACCCUUUGAGUGUCCUGAUUGUGAGAAAUGUUUCAGUGAGAAUUCCAGUCUGGUUAGACACCAGAGGACUCACACAGGAGAGAAACCCUUUGAGUGUCCUGAUUGUGGGAAAAGCUUCAGUCAAAAUUCUCAUCUCGUUUCACACCAGAGGACUCACACAGGAGAGAAACCCUUUGAGUGUCCUGAUUGUGGGAAAAGUUUCAGUCAGAAUUCUAGUCUGGUUAAACACCAGAGGACUCACACAGGAGAGAAACCCUUUGAGUGUCCUGAUUGUGGGAAAAGUUUCAGUCAGAAUUCUAGUCUGGUUAAACACCAGAGGACUCACACAGGGGAGAAACCCUUUGAAUGUCCUGAUUGUGGGAAAAGCUUCACGGCUCCGUCAGAUCUUGUUGUACACACCAGGACCCACACUGGGGAGAAGCCGUAUGUCUGCUCCGAUUGUGGGAAGAGUUUCAUUUCAAGUUGCCAGCUGAGGAAGCACGAGAGAGUUCACACUGGGGAGAAACCAUACCAGUGCACAGAGUGCGGGAAAUGCUUCUCUUACAGUUCACAUCUCACCACACACAAACGGAUACACACGGGCGAGAAACCUUACCAGUGCCUGGAUUGUGGGAAAUGUUUCAUUUCUAGUUCUCACUUCGCCACCCAUAAAAGGACACAUACUGGUGAGAAGCCCCACCAGUGUACCUUCUGCGGGAACAGUUUCAUUCAGCGAUCGCAGCUUGCCAAACAUGAGAGGUCGCAUACGGGAGAGAAGCCCUUCAUCUGUUCCGAGUGCGGGCAGAGCUUCCGGUGGAGCCAAGGGCUCAAAAAGCACAUGCGGACUCACACUGGUGAGAAGCCAUAUGGGUGCUCCGUAUGCGAGAAAACGUUCUCAAGUUCCUUUAACCUGUCCAGGCAUCAGAAAAUCCAUGCGAAGAAGAAGCUAUAAUAGGGCACUUUUAGACAAAAGAUGGUAGGGAGAUGGGAAUAGCUUGAUACAGGUAGUCCUCAUUCGAAGUGACAAUCGAAAAAGGGGAUUUAUAAACUGGAUUCGCAAGGUCAUGUAACAGAAAUUUCGGGUAUUUGGCAACAGAGCUAUUUGCAGUAUCCAAUGGUUACCUGGCCAUUUUGUAAUGGUUGUUGCAGAAAACCAGCACUUGGCAAAACUGCACCCAUUGUAAACAAUCAGUUUGCUUAAGAACCAUGGUGUUUACAUAACAACGGCAGAUUUUGCUUAAUAAAUGUGGUUAUUCUCUUAACGACCACUGUGAAAGGGUUCAUAAUAUUGGGUUGGUAAAGUUCUGUGACUGUUGUGCCAUGACUGUAACAGACAGGCUCUGAGCCAUGGUGGCACAGUGGUUAGAAUGCAGUACUACAGGUUACCUGCUGAUUGCCUGCUGACUGCAGUUAGGCAAUUCGAUUCUCACUUAUUCAAGGUUGACUCAAUCUUCCAUUCUUCUGAGGUCGGUAAAAUGAGGACCAAGAUUGUUGGGGGUAAUAUGCUGACUCUGUAAACCGCUUAGAGGGGUCUGUAAAGCGGUAUAUAAGUCUUAAGUGCUAUUCCUACCGCUAGCAAUUCUACCCUCUACCACGCUCUAGACUUUGCAAGAAUGAAGAUGGAAAGAUAAUAUCUCCUAUCGAGAUCCGAUUCGGAAGCAUUACUGGUUCAUAAAUAAAACAUCUUGCUUCAUGGAGUUGCGAGUGCUCUUUCGCUGGAGGUUUUCAAGAAAAGAUUAGACAACCAUUUAUCCGGAAUGAUAAAAGGACUCCUGCCUUGGGCAGGGGGUUGGGCUAGAAGACCUCCAAGGUGCCUUCCAGCCAUACAAUUCUGUGACAUUUGGAGGUAUUGUUCUACAUUGCAUUACUCUGAUAUUGGAUGAUGCUCACAAUCCUUUUGGGGCUGUGCACACACAAAGAAGACCUUCAUAAACCUUUACGAAGCACAACUCGUCCCUAAUCUUGAGAAGCUAAGUAGGAUCAAGCUUCACUCUUCAAGCUUUGCUCAGUUGCAAAGAUAGGUUGUGAGGACAUUAUCCUGCAUGAUGUAAUCUAAGCUGUGAUUGGUUGCUGUGAGUGUAAAGGGGGAGUUUCCAAAGAUAGGUUGUGAGGACGUUAUCCUGCAUGAUGUAAUCUAAGCUGUGAUUGGUUGCUGUGAGUGUAAAGGGGGAGUUUCCUUGUUUCCCGCCUUUUUUUCCUCCUGUGUGCUCUGUAAUUUACCUCAUGAUGUUCCUGCUAUAUUGAUUUACCUCACGAUGCUCUUGUUUGGCCGACUAUCUUGUUUGCUCUAAAUAUAAUUGUUUAUAUAAGA
Messenger RNA from Thamnophis elegans (Western terrestrial garter snake), 14011 nucleotides. RefSeq lists its product as uncharacterized. Gene Ontology annotation, biological process: negative regulation of transcription by RNA polymerase II. The record is from RefSeq and is a predicted model, not a curated record. NCBI's taxonomy places the organism in Eukaryota, Metazoa, Chordata, Lepidosauria, Squamata, Natricidae. Gene Ontology annotation, molecular function: DNA-binding transcription repressor activity, RNA polymerase II-specific.